This is a messenger RNA of Saprolegnia diclina VS20, 3666 nucleotides long. RefSeq lists its product as hypothetical. The coding region runs from base 1 to 3666 and encodes 1221 amino acids. Lineage: Eukaryota; Oomycota; Saprolegniomycetes; Saprolegniales; Saprolegniaceae. The record is from RefSeq and is a predicted model, not a curated record. The transcript has a single exon.
AUGAAGGUGCCACAGCUGUACGUCGUGCCAACGUCGUACCCACAGCACUUGCACCACCUGCCGCUUGGUCUCGUGGUCUGCAAGCUGCGCUGUCGAAGCAUUGCUUACACGUCCGAACGAGUGCAACGAAUUAGCGACCUCGAUGCGCUCGGAUUCCUCUGGCGUCUGUCGUUCAAGAAUGCGACGUUUUGCGUCGUGCACCGGCCGGGCCAGCAAGCGCCCUUGGCUCAAACCGUCGCGUGGUCGGAGCAGAUCGAGGCGCUUCUCGUCUUUCGGCGUCUGCACGGCCACGUCAAUGUGCCCGACGGGUUCAUCGUACCGCCCGAAGCGGACGUGUGGCCGCUUCCGAUGCAUUACGUCGCUCUCGAUCUCGCGCUCGCGUCGCUGCGCGCGUAUGUCUACGAGCUACCCGAGGCCGACGCCGACCGGCUCCGUGAGGCCGGUUAUUUUGCCGAUCUGCCCGACUUUUGCUCGUUUAUUGAGCUGCUCGCCAUCUACCGCGACGAAUUUGGCUCUUGCGCCGUGCGCAUCGACUUUGUCGUUCCUCGGAUGGGCGGUCUCUGGAUCAACGCCUGGCGCGGCUUGGCCCUCGGCGAUCUUGCGUGGUCGGUCGGCUUGAAGGCUCGGGCGCUCAAGGCUGCACAGCACGACGACCUGCAACUAGCCGGCUUUGUCUUCAACGUCGACGCGACGUGGGCCAACAUCGUACGUGGUCUCGAGCACUUUCGAUCUCUGUACGGUCCACUGGCGGUCCCAACGAGCUUUGUGGCUCCAGCUACGUGGCCGAGCGACCUCGCCGGACUGCGCCUUGGACACUAUGUCGAGCGCAUGCACACGGCCAAGCGACUGCGUCUGCUGCCACAUACCACAGCAUCAACCUUUGCAGCGCUCACGCAGAUUCCGCCCGUCGCCUCAUCGUUGUGGGCACCCCCGCGCGAUGCAAACGCACGCGUUGAGGUUCUGCAGCAGCUCCGAGACGUUGUGCGGGUCGUCCGUGACGUCCAUAUUGCCGUGCCAGACGAAUUUGUCGUGCCCGCGAGUGGCUCUGCGUGGCCAGCAGACAGUGGCGGCGUUCAGCUGGGUGUGCGUCUGCGCUGGUUUUGGCAACACAAGCAACUCUCGCUGCCCGUGUGCGACGAGAUCCGCGCUCUCGGCGUCCGAGUCGCCAACCGCAGCGCCAUCACGGAUGAGCUGCCACCCACCGCGCCAGCACCGAAGUCCCGCACUUGGACGACCCACGACAUGAUGUGCGCCCUCGGUUUCUAUCGACUUUUGCGCGGGUCGGCUCGCGUGCUCUUGUCGUAUCCGGUUCCGAUAGCAUCGCCAUGGCCGCCGCAGCUCCAAGGUGUCCCAGUCGCCGUCUUUGCAAAAAACCUUCGCUAUUAUCCCCGAGUGCUCGACGACAAACUCGAGGUGCAGCUCAAGCUCGUGGGCUUCUCGUGGCCGACGUUUUGGGUUCCGUCUACCCGCUGCGUCAAGCGUACGACGCGCGAUGCACUUGCUGUCGGGAUGGUCCCGAUUGCUGCGCAGGUCGCAGCCCUUCAUACGUAUCAGUGCCUGGUCGGCGACGUGCUUGCGAUGCCAAAGGGCUUUGCUGUACCUCUGAACGACGCCGCUUGGCCAGCUGGCAGUAGCGGCAUUGUGCUCUCGUAUGUGCUUCCGUCGCUGCGAUACCACUGGUUUGAGCUCGCACCAGAAGACGAGGCAACCGUCCGAGCGUUGGGUCUCUUUACUGACGUUCCGCCCUUUGACGUCUUUGUCCAGCUGGCCUUUCGUCUCUCCUGCGAUGGCAAGACGACCGUACCGCUGGACUUUGUGGUGCCCGCCGAAUGGUCGGCGUCGUGGCGUGGCGCACCGCUGGGCGAGCUCGCGUGGUCGCUCGGUGUGCGCAUGGCGCAUCUCAAACUCGCCAAGUCAAACCAGCUGGUGGCGAUCGGCUUCGAGUUUAACUCGCCUGCGACGUGGGCGCACAUCGUGGACGGAUUGCGCACGUACCACUCGCUCUGCGGCUUGACGGACGUGCCAGAGGACUUCCUCGUGCCUCAAACUGCCAGUUGGCCGAAAGACAUGCACGGCAUGCGCCUCGGCCAUUGGGUCAAGUUGCUCGUCUCGGCAAGAGAGCUCUACUUGCUGCCGGCCACGACCACCACCGCAAUCGAUGCCAUCGGAGCCGAUGCUCCAAUGCCAGAAGCUGUGUCAAUAUCGGUGGGCGUGAACGCGGCGACGCCCGCCAUCUCUGCGGCCGCAACCAAUGAUACCAUCGGAGCUGACGCUCCGCCGCCAGUAGCUACAACAUUGUCAAGCGACGAGAACUCGGCGGCGCCAGCCAUCCUUGCCUCGGCAGCCACCACCACGGUCGUCCAACCAGCCGUCAUCGAUGCGCCGUUGCCAGUAGUCGUCGCUGCGCCGUUGCCAGUAGUCGUGCGACCGUUGCCAGUCGUCAUGCCACAGUUGCCAGCAGUUGUACCUCUGCCAAGCGUCGCUGAGGAGCAGCCGGCAGUACAAGCAGCUCCCGCGCUCGCUGUUGACGCCGACACGAACGAGCGCUGCGACCACCUCGUUGCGCUGGAUCUGUGGCUCCACGCGACGCCACGCCCGAGCGAUUUGACGCUCCUCGGCUCUUUAUCGCCAGCUUGUCCGGUCGCACUGCAACCAUUGUCGGUGGGCGCAUUUUUGCUCGAGCUCGAAGUCGGACAAGCGUUUACGCAUCUGCAGUCGGCCCUCGACGAUCGGCAAUUCGACCGCCAAGCUCGGUGGGCGAUCAAGUUCCAGGCGCUCGCUAUGUUCAAGGCGUUCAACGGGCAUUUGGACGUACCUCGUACGUUCACAGUCGAUGCCAAUGCCACCUGGCCAGCGCCAACACACGGCCUACGACUCGGCGACGUUGUGUUUGGGUUGCGCCGCCUCACAACAGCCGAGGUCGUACCGGCGAUUGUUGCUCAGCUUGAUGCACUUGGCUUUGGAUGGGCCGCUUUGCCCGUGGCCGUCGCGACCGACGCUGCAUUACUGCCCGCGCCGGAGCCGCCAGCGUCCAUCGUGGAAGCAGUGCCAGUGGCUCCCGUGCAAAACGCGACUGCCUCGGCUCGGGGCGCCUCGUCCAGUACUCCCGCCGACGUGAAAGGUGGCUUUGAUCGUGACGACGACAAGCAGAUCGACAAGACGGCCAUCAAACGCAGCAAGCCGAGCAAACGCAAGUGCUACGAAACCAUCGAUCUCUGCAGCACCGAUGACGACGACGACAACGACAACGACGGAGACGACGGCGCGGGAAUCGACUACGACGUCAAAGACGACGGCAUCAUCGAUGCGAUGCCGGUGCAGGCGAUCCGCACCAACGUCCGCCGCCGCCGCCAAAACAAUACGGAGACGACGGCGUCCGUUCGGCGCCGACUCGCAAAUGAGUGGGGCCCACCUCGUGGCCACCAUGUCUUUAUGCCAACGCAGCCCAUCGACGACGAGUUUCCGUGGCGCAGUUGUCUCGGCGAACUCCGUCGGUUCUUUAUCAAGCACGAGCACUCGAACGUCCCGUUCACGUACGUAUCGGAAGAGAACAACGUGCCGCUGGGACGCCUCGUGCACCAGCUGCGGCAAAGUCAAAUUUACUUGACAGAGUCCCAUCUGGACGAACUGCGGGCAUUGAAGUUCAUGUGGCAGCUUUUCGAUUAA